AUGGCUAAGCGCGUCACCAUUUUUGAUCCUCCAGAGCAGGAUCACUCCAAAGCGCUCAUCGAGAAUGUACUCGAUCUGACGUUGGUGGCGGACCUCGGCCCAGACGUAUAUACAAACACUCGCCCUCUAUGGCAUCCCCCUGGAGCUCGCGGCAUCUACGGGGGUGCGGCGAUCGCACAAUCCCUCUCCGCAGCGAUGCGAACAGUCCCCACCGAGUACGCCGUCCACAGCAUGCACUGUUACUUUGUCCUUGCGGGUGACUCUGAAAUUCCGAUUCUAUACCAUGUCGAGCGAGUCCGCGACGGAAGGAGCUUCAUCACGAGAACCGUGCAGGCACGGCAACGGGGUCGGCCGAUCUUCACCACCACGCUGAGUUUUAGUCGCAUAGGCAGCGGGGGUCAGAAGACCCUCAACCAUACCACCCAGAAGCCGGAUGUCCCAUUGCCCACCGAUCCUGAACCGGGUAGCAUUAGGGCUUUGAGUGAUGCUGGCGGAGGUCCUUUUGAGUCAAGGAAAGCGGGCAUUGUGAACCGCAACUCCCCAAACCCAGAAGACAAGAAAAUCCGACGUCAUAUCCGCGCUCGCGGUCACAUCUCCGAUGAAGGUUCCUAUCAAGCACACCUGUCCGCCCUUGCCUACAUUACCGAUAGCUACUUCAUCGGAACAGUCGCCCUUGUUCAUGACAUCCCCCGAUUUUCAUCGCGUGCUCAGCUAGAAGGUCUUUUGAAUGCCCUCAAGAACCCAUCCGAUCUCGAUGACGAGGAUAUCACUCGGGCACUGAAGGAACUGAAGGAGGAAGAGGCUGCUGAACUACGCCGCCGGAUAGAAGGAGCCCUUGUCAAAGCUUCAAACGUCAAAUCCGAGACGCAGCAUAAUGAGGUUGGAAUGAUGGUCAGUCUGGACCACUCGAUCUAUUUCCACAACCCUAUGGCAUUCAGGGCCGAUGAAUGGAUGCUAUCAGAGACAGAGAGCACGUGGGCUGGUGAGGGACGAGGAUUAGCACUCCAGAAGAUUUGGUCUAAAGACGGACUUCUUAUUGCAACUUGCACACAAGAGGGUGUCGUGCGUUUAAAGCAAGAUAAGCCGCCAAAGUCAAAGAUCUAA
Molecule: messenger RNA, 1104 nt
Organism: Penicillium nucicola
Lineage: Eukaryota; Fungi; Ascomycota; Eurotiomycetes; Eurotiales; Aspergillaceae
Exons: 4
Coding region: 1-1104 (367 amino acids)
Biological process (GO): fatty acid catabolic process; acyl-CoA metabolic process
Cellular component (GO): peroxisomal matrix
Molecular function (GO): fatty acyl-CoA hydrolase activity
Source: RefSeq, a predicted model, not a curated record